ACCACUGUCCCGGAACCACUUUUAUAACCACCGACAUCUCCCCCCCCCCACUCCCUCUCCUUGCUACACUUCAACGAUUGCAGUUGUUCGAGCAACUGAAGGGGGGUGUGGUAGCGUGGAUUUAUUGUCCAAUUGUUGGUGGUAGCAACGGUCGACGACAUGGAUAAGGGCAAGAGGAGAAGGCGUCGUGAGAUGACGGAGGAGCAGAAGCAGGAGAUCCAGGAGGCGUUCGAGUUGUUUGACACCGACAAAGACGGAGCCAUUGACUAUCACGAGCUCAAGGUGGCAAUCCGAGCUCUGGGCUUCGAGGUGAGCAAGGCGGACGUGAUUAAGAUCAUGAAGGACUACGACAGGGAAGACACGGGAAAGAUCAGCUACGAUGACUUCUGUGAAGUCAUGACGGAGCGCGUGCUGGAGCGCGACCCACUGGACGAGGUGCUCAAGGCGUUCCGACUGUUCGACGAGGGCGAUUCGGGCCGCAUCGGCGUGCGUGACCUGCGCCGCGUGGCGCGCGAGCUUGGGGAGACCGUCUCCGACGAGGAGCUGCGUGCCAUGAUCGACGAGUUUGACACGGACGGCGACGGAGAGAUCAACCAAGAGGAGUUUAUUGCAAUUAUGACUGGAGACUCGUGAUUUGGAAACUCGGAAUGACAGGUCACCGAGAAGAGACUUUCUUUGUUACUUUUAAUAUAGCAUGAAGUUGCUUGAAUUUUCCAACUGUGUGUGCCGUUUUGCAAUAUAGUGUUUGUUCACAUCAGAUGUUACACCUUGUCACGGAUACGUGUGUGUAUGUGGAAUGUUAGUGCCUCAUUUACUGCACCCAACCACAGCGACAUGACUUCAAUUCCCAGCCAUGCACAACAUACAUCAGUAGCAAGUUAUAUUUUUAAUCAGCCUUGGGCCUCUUAAGUAGACUCGGCCUUAGAUAAGUACCUGGUGUGUAUAAUCGUCACCACUGGGCAGACCUUUGCUGGCAACACCGCCCUUUUGUGUCAUGCUGGCCAUUUUCCGUGCUCGCGAACAGCACUUACCCCCUGUCGUCGAUUAGGCUAAAUGGAAGAGUAUAUAAAAUGGGGGACCAGUAGUACAGCGGUUAGCGAGUUGCGUUACGAACCCAGUGACCUGAGUUCGAUUCUCACGGCCAACACCAGCGACGAUUAUAUGAACCGAUUUUGGGCCACCCCGAUGUCAAAUCUGCCUUUUAAGUACCUGGUGCGGUGUAUAAACAUCAUCUGUCACUAGGGAGACAAAGGCGGCCGGCCCUGGUGCUGGCCACCCACCCCCUUGUGUGCUUGUGCCGGCCUUCCUAGGUGCUCACAGCACUUGCCCCAAAAGUCUAUGAAGGCUAUGCGGGCGAUCUUUGCCUUAUGUAGAAUAUUUAUAGAAUGGACAAUUCUCAAUAUAUUUUUUGUUAAUGUUUUCACUGCUGCGGUUCAAUGUUUGCACCUCGCAUUGUUAGUGGGUGGCUGUUCCCAUCUGUAAUAUCAGGCCGACCAGUGGCAGUGAUUGAAUUAGGCAGUAUCUUUCUGAUUAGACUAACGUCGGAAAACGGCCUACAAUUGUCUUGAAGCAAAUGCACAUGUAAAUUAGUCACGCAUGACAUGUGGCUAGAUCUGUCCCUGCCAUAGGAAAGUGGCAUUUACACCACUCGGUACCGCCAACUGGGAAAAGCAGGGCCCAGCACUCAUUUGUGCACGGCGACAAACUUUGACGUUUUAAAUUAUAAAAACAAAAGUGUCGAGCCUUUGAUAAGAGCUGUAACGAAACUAAGAACUGUUAAGAACAUUGCCAUUAAAUCCACAGGCCAUUGUUUAUUGCCUCUUGCAAAGAUGAGCUGUCAACUUCAUUCCAUUUGAGUGUUUUUAUUCGUGUAAUUAUUCCGCCUCUCGUGGCUUUUUAUGGGUUUAUUUGUGGCGGUUCGAGCAGCUGGUCGCAUUUCGCAGCUGUUUCGCGUGAUGUAAGACGCUGAACAGCUUUAAUCGAGAUGGAGUGUUGUGGCCACGAAGUUCAUUUGUCUUUGCGAUGUCACUGAUGACAGAAAUAAAUAAAUGCAUUCAA
This is a messenger RNA of Lethenteron reissneri (Far Eastern brook lamprey), 2058 nucleotides long. It is a transcript of the gene CETN3, whose product is annotated as centrin 3. Gene Ontology annotation, molecular function: calcium ion binding. Gene Ontology annotation, cellular component: myosin II complex. Lineage: Eukaryota; Metazoa; Chordata; Hyperoartia; Petromyzontiformes; Petromyzontidae. The record is from RefSeq and is a predicted model, not a curated record.